Messenger RNA from Lolium rigidum, 1075 nucleotides. Its product is annotated as protein DETOXIFICATION 16-like. The transcript has 5 exons. Gene Ontology annotation, cellular component: membrane. Bases 50 to 1075 code for a protein of 341 amino acids. NCBI's taxonomy places the organism in Eukaryota, Viridiplantae, Streptophyta, Magnoliopsida, Poales, Poaceae. The record is from RefSeq and is a predicted model, not a curated record. Gene Ontology annotation, molecular function: xenobiotic transmembrane transporter activity; antiporter activity. Gene Ontology annotation, biological process: xenobiotic detoxification by transmembrane export across the plasma membrane.
UCUGGUCGCCUGCAGCCUGCUGCAGUACAGCCUGCAAGUAGUCUCCGUCAUGUUCGCCGGCCACCUCGGCGAGCUCUCCCUCUCCGGCGCCUCCGUCGCCUCCUCCUUCGCCAACGUCACCGGCUUCAGCGUCCUGCUGGGAAUGGGAAGCGCGCUGGACACACUGUGUGGGCAAUCAUACGGAGCAAAGCAGUACGACAUGCUCGGGACACAUGCCCAGAGGGCAAUCUUCGUCCUCAUGCUCGCAAGCGUUCCGCUGGCCUUCGUCUUGGCCUUCACCGGCCAAAUCCUCGUUGCUCUCGGUCAGAAUCCAGAGAUAUCAUACGAAGCUGGAGCCUACGCCCGGCUGUUGAUCCCUGGUCUUUUCGCGUACGGCUUGCUUCAGUGCCUUACAAAGUUCCUGCAGGCCCAAAGCAUCGUCAACCCGCUGGUGGUUUGUUCUGGAGUGACAUUGGUAUUCCACAUUCUGCUCUGCUGGUUCCUUGUUCAGAAUUCCGGUCUUGCCAGCAGAGGUGCGGCUUUGGCGACCUCGAUAUCUUAUUGGUUCAAUGUGGUAUUGCUGGGGAUGUAUGUGAAAUUCUCUGAAGCUGGGGGAAGGAGCUGGCAUGGAUGGUCAAGGGCGGUGCUAAAGGAUGUCAACAUGUAUUUGAGCCUGGCCAUUCCAUCUACAUUUAUGACCUGCUUGGAGUACUGGGCAUUUGAGAUGGUGGUUCUCCUUGCAGGUUUUCUACCAAAUCCAAAACUGGAAACUUCAAUUUUAUCCAUCAGCCUAAACACAAUGUGGAUGGUUUAUACAAUUCCAAGUGGUCUCAGCAGUGCGAUAAGUAUUAGAGUGUCCAAUGAAUUAGGCGCGGGGAAUCCACAAGCUGCACGGCUAUCGAUUCUUAUUUCAGGAAUUAUGUGCCUAGUAGAAGGCCUUCUUGUAGUCAUCAUCACAAUUUGUGUACGUGAUGUCUGGGGUUACCUGUACAGCAAUGAAGAAGAGGUGGCAAAGUAUGUAUCCAUAAUGAUGCCAAUUCUUGCUACUUCUAACUUCAUGGAUGGCCUACAAUGCACGCUAUCAGGUAUGGCGUAG